CGAAGAAAUUGCUGAAACCUUCCUGAUUUCCUGUUCCAGUAACCAAAUAUUUCUUCAAGGGUUGAUGAAAGCCUCAGGAGUUUUAAUUUGGGAUUAUCUGCUACAAAACAGUAGGAUUUUUAAAAGACUAAGGUGGUAAAAGACUCUUGCUUUUUUGAUCCUAGACGUUCUUAUAAUACUCUCUUUUCCUCAGAUAAAUUGGGGUUAGAUAAAGACGUAAGAUAGGAGGAAUUAAUACAUCAUGGAAAAGGAAAAUAGAGGAAAGCAUUGAAUCAUUUCAGAAACAGCUAAGUGCUCCCUUUUUCAAAAAUGUGUUUCUUCAAGCCUAUUCAUUUUACAACUUUGUUCUAAACUGUGGGUUGAAGAAUCUAGCUGAGGAAAAUUAGAUUUCAAAUCUUAUGAUGCAGUCUUGCUGAUGAUUACGAUAACUUGUAAGGUUUUGACUCAACCUUUUAAAAGGCAUAGGGUUUGGUGUUUAGUAUUUUAGUCUUGCCCUCGUAUUGUAUUUACAGUGUAUAAUACUGAUCAAUGGGCCUUGGGCACAGUUCUUCAGCCACCUUGAGACCAUGAAAUGAACACUCACAUUCUGACCCUACACCUUGUCCCCAUCCUUUCCAAAGUUAUUGCUGCAGAUUUGUGCUGCCAUUUACUCAUUUAUUUAAUAAAGGCAUUCAAUCCCAGGACUGAAUUCUAGUUUUCUCUCUCUUCACAGGGAAGAAUUAUAGAUCUCAGAAAUUAGCGUUGCUUUCACAUUCAGCUUAUUUUAUCUUUCUAAUCUACUUUGAGGGAGAAUGAUUUGAAUAGCUUUUCUUUGUAAAAUUAGUGAACUUCAGGUUGAACAGGUAGGUAAUAAGGAUGAAAUCAACUUAAAAUUAGCAAGGUAGUUAGGAGAAACCCACAACCAACCACUCUAUUAGGGCCCAUCUGGUUGCCUACUGACUACUAGCGUUAUAUUUCAGGUAAUAAUUCUCCUAGAUGUCUCAGGAGGCACCUGUGGUUCUAAAUCUGCUCAUCAUGACCUCAAUCUAGGUGCCCUAAGAAAAUAAAUUCACUCAAAUGUUAUUUGCUUAUGUAUAACUGACCUCACUCUAAAAAAACUAUUUGAACCUAGCUUAGAAAAUUUGUGUGCCUGCUAUAUGAAAAGCAUUGAUCAGACAAUAUAAAAAGAUGUAAAUAGGAAUGAAUCAAGAGUCCUACCCUCAGUUGUUAAAAAGGGAAGUAAAUACCAAGAGAAUUUCUAGGUUGGAAAACUGGAGUACUAACGAAAAGGCUGACUGUUCAAACCACCCCCCAAGGUGCCUCGAAAGUAAGGCCUGGCGAUCUGCUUCUGAAAGAGCAGUUCUACUCAUGCACACAUGGGGUCGCCAUGCAGAGACUUCAGAAAAUCAACAACAAAUACCAAUAUGGAUAAUCUUGGCAGUAUGCCAUAAGUAAAAAUUAGCCUAGCCAGACCUAGACAAGUUCAGAGAAGGGAGAGCCAUGUAAAUCUUCCUCCUAGGACUUAAAAGGGCCACCAUCAAUGACAAAACAAAAUGAAGAACGGCGCUAGGAAGGUUCAGUGAUAUGUCCUUUUCUAUUUUUAUGGAUUUUUGAACAGACGACUCUGGCUGUGUUAGGACCAGCGCAGUCCUUCUAUCACGGCCAUUGGAUUUGCAAACUGGAGGCUUCUUCCUUUUCCAAAAAGAAAAACCAAACCCUUCGUCGGUGAGUCGAAUUCCGACUCAAAGCGACCCCAUUGGCCAGGGUACAACUGCGCAAUAGGGUUUCCUAGGCUGCAAUCUUUACGGAAGCAGACUGCCACAUCUUUCAUCCCUUUCCAGAUCCCCCUGAAAAAGUGAUCCAGUUAUUUAUUUCACUGUUCGCCCUGACAACUUGGCUCCGAGAUCCUUCUAUUCAGCCUAGAAAUAUGUGUCAGGCACCAGAACCCAAUUCAUGUGAAACGAUCCAAACUUCGGGCAAGGCUGGGAUACGGCAGCAAGUGUUCCCGUCAACUCUAAAACCGGCGGCCCGGAGAACCAGCCAAGAGAGAGGCUGCUAACUCCAAGACCCGUGCAGAAUCUGAUCCCCCCUCAGAGGUCUCCGAGCCCCGGGCGCCAAAACAAACCAUCGGGCCGCCCCUGCCGGAACUAUACGACACGUAAUCAAAUAAUCCUCCGCCUCGCUAAGUAGUCCUGAUAGGAUCUCUCGGAUACACACUUUUUCACCUCAAAAGGCCUUCAGUACAUACGAAAUGAGCCUCGGAGGUGUAUCACCCAUCUCUUCGGAAGGAAACGUGGGUUUUCUAAUCAUUUUCCCUCCACGCAUUCCUCCGUCAGAUUUCGCCCUCGCUGCGCCUUCACUUCCGGGUCCGCCAUUUUGUUGCCUCCAUUUCUCCACGAGGGGGGGUUAAAGGCCCCCAAAAUAUGCAUAUAUGAAAAGGCCAAAAAGUAACCGUCACUGACAAGGAGUCUUAACUAGAGAAGGAAACAGGACCAAACUGGCGGGCUCGGUGGAAGCGCAGCCGGCAGCGUCCCGGACGAGGAGCUUCCUGAAAACGCUUGUUCCUAUGCAUAAAGAUGUCUUUGGUGGACUUGGGGAAGAGGUUACUAGAAGCAGCGAGAAAAGGCCAAGAUGAUGAAGUGAGAACGUUGAUGGCAAAUGGCGCCCCAUUCACUACAGACUGGCUCGGAACAUCACCCCUCCACCUUGCAGCCCAGUAUGGCCAUUAUUCCACAGCAGAAGUGCUCCUGCGAGCUGGCGUUAGCAGGGAUGCCCGGACCAAAGUGGACAGAACGCCUUUGCACAUGGCCGCAGCCGAUGGACACGCACACAUCGUGGAGCUGCUCGUCAGGAACGGUGCAGAUGUGAAUGCCAAGGACAUGCUAAAGAUGACAGCUUUGCACUGGGCCACAGAGCAUCAUCAUCGAGAUGUUGUAGAGCUGCUUAUCAAGUACGGAGCUGAUGUCCAUGCUUUCAGCAAAUUUGAUAAAUCUGCCUUGGACAUAGCCUUGGAAAAAAACAAUGCUGAGAUACUGGUCAUUCUCCAGGAAGCAAUGCAGAGUCAGGUGAAUGCCAAUCCCGAGAGAGCCAACCCCACGACUAACCCUGUGACUGUGGCUGCUCCCUUCAUCUUCACCUCGGGAGAAGUCGUGAACCUCGCCAGCCUUGUUUCUUCAGCCAGCACCAAAACAACCUCAGGCGACCCACAGGCCUCGAGAGUCCAGUUCUCAAAUGCUACCCCCUCAGUGCUGGCCACGCUCGCAGCUCUCGCUGAGACGUCAGCCCCGCUCUCCAACCCACACAGAGCCACAGACAGUUCAGAGGAAAUGGUAGAAGGCAAUUCUGUUGACUCAUCACUCCAGCAAGUGGUGGGGAGUGGAGGCCAGAGGGUCAUCACCAUAGUGACCGACGGAGUCCCUCUGGGUAGUCUCCAGACAGCAAUCCCUACUGGAGGCAUUGGCCAGCCAUUUAUUGUGACGAUGCAAGAUGGGCAGCAAGUUCUAACUGUGCCUGCCGGUCAGGUUGCAGAGGAGACUGUAAUUGAAGAGGAGGAGGAAGAAGUAGAGAAGCUGCCGACGACUAAGAAACCAAGGAUGGGAGAGAUGGCAGACAGUGUGGAGGAAAGGAAGGAAGGCAGUGAACGAGCCCUCCUCCAGCAGCAGCUCCAGGAGGCCCAUCGCAGAGCUCAGGAAUACCGCCACCAGCUGCUGCAGAAGGAGCAGGAGGCAGAACGGUACCGCCUCAGGCUGGAGGCCAUGGCCCGCCAGCAGCCCAACGGAGUAGAUAUCGCCGUGGUUGAAGAGGUGGCCGAGGUAGAUGCUGUUGUAGUCACAGAGGGGGAGGUCGAAGGGAGAGGGACAGAAAUGACGGGGGCACCAGAGACCUUGGAGCCUCAUAGCGGAGUUUCCAUGGAAACGGUUUCAUCUUAACAUGCAAGGGCCACAACUUGGGCUGUGUCCGUCUUUUUUACUUUGAAAGAGAAGACACGGGACAAACGUGAUCUAAAACUUAACGGCUGUCCGUAAGAAGAAAACUAUAGCAGGGUACAGUGCUUAGGCUCAGGAAAGCUCUCUCUGCAACUGGAAAAUUGAAAGCCAAAUUGAGGGGACAUUUCUCCUGAGGGGCCAAAAGAAUAAGGACCAAAUUACUCAGCUCACAUCAUUACUUUAAGAAUAGAGGUAAAAGAAUGCCGGCUGUUAAUGGGUUCAGUCAUUGUUUUUUAAAUAACUGACUUUCUAUCAAAAUAUUUUAAGAUAACAUUCCUCAUACAUACACACCCAGAGCCUUUAAUAAUUGUACCAUCAAGUGACCUGAAAAUUUGCCUUGGAUUUAUGAUGCAUAUCUGUUAGAGAAGAAAACUAAUUGGGAGGGGGCGUUGGAAGCCAGCUCUGGGGAAGAGAGAAGGAAAAUCACUGCCAAAGGAGUGAGCACUCCCAACUGUCCUAAGUUAACAUCACUGAAAAGAAAUAUGUGCAAUGGCCUGGCAAAUUUACACCCAUUCUGUGUCAUAGCUCAGAUACUGUUGUUAAAGAAACUGAAAUAGAGUUUGUAAAACCAGAAGGGAAAGAAAACUUAAUUUAUGUGGGAGAUGUGUAUGUGAAACCAAAAUCCUUCAGGCUGUGCUUCCACAAUGCUGGCAGGUGGCCUAGAAGAGGCUUCUGGGGUUAUGGAACAAUCUGGCCUUAAGAUACAAACCUUACGCGGGCUGGAUUUUGUAAAAUCGCCAACAGGAGGGUAGUCUGUUGUCAGAACAACUUACCUUCAGACAUUUCUUUAUGUGAUUUCAAGCUCAGAUUCUUUAAUUUUAUAAAACUGUUGAAUUUUAUAACUGUCACCUAGGAUAGACAUGUGCCUUUCUGUGAAGCUUAGAUGUUAGCCUCUUAAAUGCAAAAAAAAAAAAAAA
Molecule: messenger RNA, 4882 nt
Organism: Trichechus manatus latirostris (Florida manatee)
Lineage: Eukaryota; Metazoa; Chordata; Mammalia; Sirenia; Trichechidae
Gene: GABPB2
Product: GA binding protein transcription factor subunit beta 2
Exons: 9
Coding region: 2556-3908 (450 amino acids)
Biological process (GO): positive regulation of transcription by RNA polymerase II
Cellular component (GO): nucleus
Molecular function (GO): protein binding; transcription cis-regulatory region binding
Source: RefSeq, a predicted model, not a curated record